AAAACGCCCACGCAAAUUUCUCUGAAGACUUAAACAUGCGCUUUUGUUUGUGCGACGUUAUAUUUCAUUUAUUUCGUACCGUUGCAUUGACGCAGAGGCACUAACAUAGAAUUUCAAGUUUUUUCGAUAACAAAUAAAUAAAAUAGUUGUGAAAAUAAAGGCAUUCGCACGGCUGCGAUAAAGACUAGUAAUUAUUCGAGUGUUGGACUGAACUCUCAGGAUUUUUCGUAAUUUAAUUAAUCUUUAUGAAUGGAAUUUUUAUUGCUCUUUGAUGAUUUUAGCGAUUGUGAUGGUGAAUAGUUGAGAGUUAAGGAGUGACGAUUUUUUGGGUCAGUGUUUUGAGAGGAUUUUGGUGCCCGUGGCCCAUCGUCAGUGGUUUUACAAAGACUGAACUAAAAUACACGGGAGUGAACAAUUUUUUUUCCACCGUUGGCAGAGUGAAUGGGAGAUAAUGUGCAUGUGUGUGUGACAGCCAUGAAAAAUCAUCGAUAGCCUUAGGCUACUGAUUUCAUUGCGAUAUAUAAUGAUUCCAUUCACGUUCAACGCCUCGCGACUAUUCAAUUAAAUAUUCCAGCUCCCCCCAAACUCUCGGGUUCAAUCGAUAUUUAUUAUUAUUUUAUUGAAUCGGCAUUUUGUAAAUUUCAACUCAAUAUUUACUUUCACUGUAUAAUUCAUUGACAUGUUUCAACGCGCCACUUUUAUAGUUAUUGAAUUCAAUUGGAUUUUGUAAGACUCAACUCAAUAUUUACUUUCACUGCCUAAUUGAGUGACAUGUUCAAUUAAAACUAAUUGAUUCUUCGAUAACACCGAGUUGAAUCGUUUCGCUGAAUUCCGCUUGAAGUGAGAGAUUCUACGGAGAAAAAAAAUUGGAACGCGUCAAGUGAAAAAAUGUUAAUUAACAAACACCAGUAGUUUGAUUAAUAAUUAAAUAGUAAGGAACGUGCCCGAAGGACCUCCGGCGAUAACAAACUUUAACUUUACUUAUGAACAUUUUCUAUUUCUUGUAACGAGCUUCACCCGAGAUUGCAUUGCUGACGAGAGAAUGGCACAUUGAAGGAAAUUCCAAGACCUGGGAAUCAACCGAGUGAUAAGAAAUUUUUCCAUCGAAGAAAGAAGAAAUCUCUUGCAAGUAUUGAAUCAGUACUAUUCUGUUGUGAUUCUUCAAGAUUACAACUGCCAAUAAAGGAGACGGAUUUUUUGUGAAAAGCCAGAGACAAUCUAUUCCACACCUGCCCAACUUUACCCCUUCCAUCCGAAAAAGAAGCGACUUGGUAUCCAUGGAGACCGCGAGUAUCUACCCAAUCCAAUACAAGAGUAAACAGUGAGAAUUAAAUACUGAUUAUCCAGUAAAAAUUGUAUUAAUUUAAAAAAUUGGUUAUCUUUAAAUAUGAGUCAAGCAGAGAAGAAGAAAUUUAUAAGAACAUUGAUUAAAUUGAAACAGCAAGAAGAGUUUCUUGCAAAGAGUGUUGAAACGUUUGAGAUGGGAAUGAAGGUAGAGGCUAAUGUAAUUGAAGACUUCUCGCAGACACGAAAACAAUCCUCCAUUGAUAGGACAAGUAUGACAGAUGCUAUUUAUCGUUUGGGAUCGAUUAUUUAUAAUGAUUUCCAAACGGCGAAAUUGAUGGUGGGGCAAGUGUAUGAGGGGAACAAAAUUGAUCCUGAAGAACUGAAAUCUAAGCUAUUAUGCCUGUCGAAGAAAGUAAAAGAAUUUAAUUCGACGUCGCAAUUAGAAAUUCUCCUAGAUGAGCAGAAGGAACUCGAGGAGGCUUUACUUGAUUUUAGAAUGAAUAUCCGUCAAUAUGAGAAGCCAUACAGUGGAAUGGAAACUCCAUUAUCUCGAAGGAUUCCACGAAAUACGAAACGUUUGGAAACUAUCGAUUAUGAUGAGAUCGCGGAUUUUGAUUCGCUCGUCGUGAAAACCGGUCAUACACAGCAUUGGAAACAGCAGGAUCAUCUAUUCUUUCUGAAAAUACGAAAGAAAGCACAAAAUGUCCCAGCGAUGGUUGUGGCGAUUAGAAAUAAGUGUCCAGACUUGACAGCUGAAGAAAUUAUAAACCAUGAGGCGUGGUACAAGAUUUAUGUUGAUUUACGAGAGAAACAGAGGAAUACUGUUAAAGAAUGGAGGAAAAAUAAGGAAUUGGAAAAACGGGAGAAAACGAGAUUAUUGAAGAAUUAUAACGAAUCGAGCGAUAAAAAAUCCCACCAUGAGGCAAAUGUAAAUGAUUCGAAGAUAAAUGAAUCAUCUACAUCUUCUGAUGAGAAGAGAAAGUUGAUUAGUAAAUUGAAAACGGAAAAGGAAAAUUCGAGACUGAAAAAUCAGAGUGAAGACAUUCGCUCCUGGAACGAACGGCAAUUUUUACAGCGAAAUAUGGAAAUCAAAGCAGCUCUUGAUGAAUACACAAAUAAAAGAAUGCAGGGAAAAUUGGGUGGAGAACAAAGUAAAAAUAAAAAUGAUAAAAUUGUGAAAAAUCCCGCAAUGAGAAAAAGCUUUCGAGAGCGAGACAGCAAUUACUUGAGUAAACGAAAAAUUUUUAAUUUAAAAAAUGAGAAAGAUGAUAAGGUCGAAAUAAAUAUGGCCACCGCAAGAUCUAGAAGUAACUCGACAUUACUGAAACCAACAAAAAUUUGGGAGGAGAGAUGUAGACAGAAAUUGACACCAGGAGUCAUUCCCAAGGCCGUUUGUUAUAUUAAAAAUCUUCCCCGAUUAUCCACUUGCAACUGGAAAAAUCAAGAAUCAAUAAUUUCAUUGUAAGUCAAGUUCGUCCAACUUUGUCACGUUUCAUUGAUGAAAUAAAAAAUAAUGAGAAAUAAACAACAACUAAAUUUUCUCU
Messenger RNA from Fopius arisanus, 2831 nucleotides. Its product is annotated as coiled-coil domain-containing protein 112. Bases 1388 to 2752 code for a protein of 454 amino acids. The transcript has 7 exons. Lineage: Eukaryota; Metazoa; Arthropoda; Insecta; Hymenoptera; Braconidae. The record is from RefSeq and is a predicted model, not a curated record.